GGAUCGUUCACAAAACCACUGGGAGUCUCAAGGAUAUCUUGCAGCUGGACUAACUGCUUCGCAUCCAUUGCAGUUGGACUGAGUGGUGUAGUGGCUGAUACGAUGUACGGAUCCAUGGGAUACAUCGAUCACAAAGAUAAGGAUGUGCUGGUGCCCAGGUUCAGAUCCACGAUGGCGGACAAGCUGAAGGAGGAGUACUACUCGCCGCCGCCCAAGCUCGGCAAUUGGGAAGGGUUCAAGAUCUUCCUCUGGAACUCGGAGACCAAGCAGUUCCUGGGCCGGACAGCAGGAAGUUGGGCAAAGAUCUUGUUGUUCUACUGCUGUUUCUACGCAUGCCUCAUCGGGUUUUUCUCCGCUAUGUUGGCAAUAUUCUACCAGACCCUGGACAUGAAAGUUCCCAAGUGGCAACUGGACAGUUCCCUGAUUGGCAGUAACCCUGGUCUGGGGUUCCGACCAAUGCCACCCGAGAGCCACGUGGAGAGCACACUCGUCUGGUUCAAAAAGACAGAUUCUCAAAAUUUGAACAUCUGGAUCAACAAGAUCGAUGAAUUUCUCCAGCCUUACAGAAACGUAAGUGUUGGAGGUAACGUGGUCACGUGCAACUACAACAAUCCCCCGCCGGAGGGGAAGGUCUGCUCUGUGGACAUCAACGAAUGGGAACCGUGCACCAAGGAAAAGGGCUACAGCUAUAAUAGGGGCACUCCGUGUAUCUUCCUCAAACUGAACAAGAUAUUCAACUGGAUGCCUCAAUACUACACAGGCGUGGGUGAACUGCCGGAGAAGAUGCCUCAAGAUCUCAAGAAUCACAUACAAGCCGAACACCUCAACGAUCAAGCCUCAUUAAACACGGUGUGGGUGAGCUGCGAGGGUGAGAAUCCAGCUGAUGUUGAGAACAUCGGUUCCAUCCAGUACUUCCCAAAACGAGGGUUCCCGGGGUACUUCUUCCCAUACAAGAACCAAGAAGGUUACCUGAGCCCGGUGAUCGCCAUCUGGUUCGAGGCUCCCACAACUGGGGUUUUGGUCAACAUCGAAUGUAAAGCCUGGGCGAAGAACAUCAUGCACGAUCGGAUGGAGAGACGCGGCUCAGUGCACUUUGAACUCAUGGUGGACUAAGCUGUACAACGCUCAUCGCUAGUAUCUAAGUGUUUUAGAUUCGCAAUUGAACAAGUAAUAAGAAUUCGGUCAUUUCAUCUGAAUAAACAUUUGCAUUACUUUCAGAGCCAAGAGUGUGCUGUUUUAGUUGUGCUGUAACUUAAGUUUAGAUAGUUCAGAGUUUUUGUAAAAACAUUCGGCUUGAGUACAGAAACACGAAAUUUUUAUAUUUUAGUACGUUUUAAGUUGGUUAUUGUGAUUGUUUUCCUACUCUGUGUUGUAUUGUCAGUAUUUCUAAACACUUUCAUUCAGUAAAAUUAAAAUUGUUAUUUUUGUCUAAGUUCUAUAUUUAUUUGUAAGGUAGUUCUGAAAUUUUUAUUUACAAAUAGGCAUACCAUUAUUAUUAUUUUCCCCUUAAAUGCAAUUGACUUUAGGUUGUACAAUUUAAGAAUGUGUGUUAUUAUCUUUUACUAACUCGUAUAUGUAGUAUAGGCUGUGUUCAAUCUUGUGUUGUAUUGUUAAAAAAAUAAAACUUUUCAAUUUGUUGAGUUCAAUCAUCAAGCAGAAGUUAUAAUCGUGAAUAAAUAAUAAUGUAUAAAACGUAUUCGUGUUUAAGAAGUCAAGGAACUUUUUCAGGUCCAGUUUAAUUUAAGACUUAUUCCUUGUUAACUUUUAAAAUGUUUUAACAGUGUUUGAAAAUCCAAUGAUAAUAAUAAUGUACAUAAAUUCCGUUUAAAAUCUUAUUGAACACCAUGUAAAUGUGUGUAUCUGCCUUAGCCUGGGGAAUCUGUAAGAAAGACGGUAUUAUUGGAUUGUCCAUCAAAGCUGUGCAGCCGCAGCACCUGAGUUUUCAACUAUUCCAAUCGGUUACAAUAAUUUUGAUCCGUUACACUGAAUAAACUGACUUUUAAAAACGCAACAACUUUGUCUUCAACUUGGCUACUCAUUGGUUCCUCUCAGAUUUAAAUCGAAAGCCAAGAAAUUGUUUGAAUAGUCACAGUUCUAUCUACCUUACAGCUUCAGUCAGUACACAAACACUUUUGUAUUAUAAUAUUUGUAAUUCCUAGUUAGAUGCAAAUGGUUUCCAAGUAAUUGAAUUGUUAGUUUCGUUAACUAGCGUAAACUGCAUUCGCGGUUUCAAACCGAGGUAGGGAUUUCCUUAGUGCAUCGACGACACCAUAGGUUGUUCUGUUGAUGUUAGUUUCUAAGCUGCCACUACUUGCAUUGUAUUCUUUCGUGUCCUAGAACACUAUUGUACUAGAUCUAGUCAUGAGAGUACGUGGUUAGAGUGCUUGGAUCACGCCACAUUCCCAUCCACGCUUCACCUUGAUACCGUUUCUUAUCGUUUUUCAUAACCUCAGUUUGUUAUUUACGAAUGGUUUGAAUGUUUACUACGUGUGUUAAUUGUCCAUCUAUGGGUACGAUUCAUCAUUAUUGUAUUUUUAGUCCUAGCGUAAGGAGAUGUACAAUAAUUUUAGUUUAGUUACAACUGUGUUUGUAUAAAUCUAUAUUGUCUUCGGACAUGCUGUGUUUUUCGUUGAUACUUUCUAAAUGCGUUGGGUUUCUCAUAGUGUAAUUUGUCCAUCUUGUUGACCGUAUAAAUGAUAAGUGCUACAGGUUCGAGAUACGAUGUGAUUGAAUGUAAUACUUAAGAGCUAUGUUACUUGGGAAGUAUUGUUAGUAAACAGUAUAUAAAUGGUUUUAAUGUUAAUAUACAUACCUUUAAAACGGUAUCUAUCAGUACCAUUGAAAAGAAUUUUGUUAAAGCUGUUCGAAUUUAGUUAUCAACUAAAAAUGUAUAUUGAGAAAAACUAUUGCUCAUGUUGAAAGUGAAAUUAAACUUUAUUUAAUGUUGUGUAAUUGUGGUUUGUACUUUGUUAAAUAAUUUGUUGCUUUAGUUUUCUACCUUAGAUUUUAACUCAAUUAAUUAUAUAUUGUAUGAAGAAAAUUGUACACAAAAUCUGAUCGUAUUUUACCACAGGAAAUUGGCUAAAAUUACUAAUCUUUAAAAUAAAAAUAUAACUGAUGUACAUAAUCUGCUAUGUACAGUAUAUACUGUAUAGUCAAAAGUGUGCAAAUCACUCGAGACACAUGGUAUGUACUAAUUAAUUAAUUAAUACUAACAGAUUUGCAAUUCAUUAUUUUUUAUUUUACUCGUCAUUCAAUUUAUUACCCGAGGGGUUUGAAAAGUUUAAGAAUACAAUCAAAAAAACCUGUAUUGAAACAUGUUCUUAAGAAAAAUUUAGACCAAAAUAAAGAGUGACAGAAGUGCUGGUUUUGCCACAACAGUAUUAUUGUAUAUUGUUGUCUGCAAACUAUGUUGUGUAAUGUUAUCUCAAAUAUAAAUUUAUUAUUUACAAUACACUA
This is a messenger RNA of Homalodisca vitripennis (glassy-winged sharpshooter), 3459 nucleotides long. Its product is annotated as sodium/potassium-transporting ATPase subunit beta-2-like. Gene Ontology annotation, cellular component: sodium:potassium-exchanging ATPase complex. Gene Ontology annotation, molecular function: ATPase activator activity. The transcript has 8 exons. Gene Ontology annotation, biological process: intracellular sodium ion homeostasis; sodium ion export across plasma membrane; potassium ion import across plasma membrane. Lineage: Eukaryota; Metazoa; Arthropoda; Insecta; Hemiptera; Cicadellidae. Bases 103 to 1113 code for a protein of 336 amino acids. The record is from RefSeq and is a predicted model, not a curated record.